Molecule: messenger RNA, 777 nt
Organism: Hydatigera taeniaeformis
Lineage: Eukaryota; Metazoa; Platyhelminthes; Cestoda; Cyclophyllidea; Taeniidae
Source: the annotation of a GenBank genome assembly
AUGUACGCAUAUUAUAGGCAAUCUCGUUUUGUGCAAUUUAAGACGACUAGGUAUGUACAUUCAUCGCUUAAUGGCGCUGCCUCUCUAGAAAAUGGGAGUGAUCCCGAUCUCUCCUUUCUGAAUUCGAUUCGAGAAGUUUCAGGAUAUGUUUACAUUGGCAACAAUGAAGUGAAGCGGAUUCCACUCAUUUCAUUACGGAUUAUUCGCGGACGCGUCCCAUAUCACGUGGAAAAUGUCGGUGAUGGAGCCCUAAUCGUGACUCGCAAUGCAAAAAAUUACACUCACGGAUUAGAAGUUCUGGAUCUACGUAGUUUGACCGUGAUACAGGAGCACAAUAUAAUAGCAUGGGACAAUCCAAUGCUAUGCCAUUUCCAGUACACCGUCGAUUGUCCACAGCUCUUUGUGGAUGUAAAAAAUCAGCGACGAUUGAGUGUGUCCAAGGAGAAUCUCAUAUCUGGCAGCGGCUGCGAUUACGGUGCGUGCCCCUGUGUGUCUGAGUGUCUGCAACAUCCUGUCCAAUGCCAACAACUGACUGGAGGCACUGAUUCUGCUGGUAGCUCCGUGCCAUAUGUUUCUGUUGCCGUUGGCCUCUUGAAAGGCGAUUGCCUCCAGUGGGGAACCAGUAAACUCCUCCUACUUCGUGGUAUUCAUGACGUGUUGCAAAAUAGCGCAGCAGUUAUUGUCAGAAGUAAGGCGAGACGAGAUAUUCACAACACGGCUUGUGAGUAUGAGGCACCUGCUGCCUCCGAGCAUCCAAGGUUGGUGUGUGCACUUUAG